Molecule: messenger RNA, 1705 nt
Organism: Spirometra erinaceieuropaei
Lineage: Eukaryota; Metazoa; Platyhelminthes; Cestoda; Diphyllobothriidea; Diphyllobothriidae
Source: the annotation of a GenBank genome assembly
AUGAUCUUUGUCGCCCGUCAAAUACAGGAGAAGUGCCAGGAUAUGCGGACCCACCUGUACUCUACCUUCGUGGACCUGACGAAAGCCUUCGACACGGUGAUUCGUGAAGGACUGUGGAAGAUCAUGCAGAAAUUCGGCUGUCCGGAGAGAUUCAUUCAGAUAGUUCGUCAGCUCCACGACGGCAUGAUGACGCGAGUCACGGACAACGGAGCUGUCUCAGAGGCAUUCGCAGUGACCAACGGCGUGACGCGGGGAUGCAUCCUGACGCCCAUCCUCUUCAGUCUUAUGUUCUCUGCCAUGAUGAUGGACGCUUACCGUGAUGAACGUCCAGGGAUCCGCAUCGCCUACAGAACGGACGGUCACCUUCUGAAUCAACGGCGGAUGCACUUCCAAUCGCGCGUAUCCACAACCACCGUUCACGAACUUCCCCUCGCCGACGACUGCGCCCUGAACACCACCUCGUAAGAGGACAUGCAACGGAGCAUGGACCUGUUCUCAGCCGCCUGCGAGAACUUCGGUCUGGUCAUUAACACACAGAAGACGGUGGUGAUGCACCAACCGCCACCCCACUCAGUCACAGCCCCCAACGCGCCGCCGCAAAUCAGCGUGAACGGAACCCAAAUGCAAGUGGUGGAGAACUUCCCGUUCCUGAGUAGUACCCUCCCGCCAGUAGGGCGGAAUUGACGGCCGUCCCGACUCACCCACCACGUCCAGCCCCACACUCACUUCAACGCCCUGUGCGCCCAUCACCAUCACCACCACCGCCGCCGCCGCCGCCGCCGCCGCCACCACCACCACCACCACUACCACCACCACCGACUCCUCCGAAGCCGACACCGACGGCUUCUCAUUCCCAUACUGUCUCAGCACAUUCAUCUCUCACAUUGGCCUGGUCGGUCACUUGCGAAUCCAUCGCACAGAGACUGGCGAACCAGUGCCUGGGGCACCAGCCUACACCCACCGCACUCGCCUCCACUGCCCUCACACCUUCACGAAUCGCAUGGGCCUAUUCGGCCAAAUGCACAUCCACGAGAGCGGAAUUGACCGCAACACCGACACACCCACGACACCCAGCACAUCCACCACGCCCAGUCCCACCCUCGCUCCAUCGCCCUGCGCGCCAAGCACCAUCACCGCCUCCUCCGUAGCUGACACUGACACCGCCGAAAUCAUCUGCCCAAACUGUUCACGCACAUUCGCCUCACGCAUCGGCCUGGUCGGUCACUUGAGAAUCCGUCGCACAGAGACUGGCGAACCAGUGCCUGGAGCACCAACCUAUACCUACCACGCUCGACUCAGCUGCCCACACUGCCCUCGCACCUUCAGGCAUCGCAUGGGCCUAUUCGGCCACAUGCACAUCCACGAGAGCGGAAUUGACCGCAACUCCGACACACCCACGACACCGAGCACAUCCACCACGCCCAGUCACACGCUCGCUCCACCCGUCUGCGCCACCACCACCGCCGCCUCUGUCGCUGACACUGACGCCGCCGACUUCUCAUGCCAACACUGUCCACGCACAUUCACCUCACGCAUCGGCCUGGUCGGUCACUUGCGAAUCCAUCGCACAGAGACUGGCGAACCAGUGCCUGGAGAACCAACCUAUACCCACCAAGCUCGUCUCAACUGCCCACACUGCCCUCGCACCUUCAGACAUCGCAUGGGCUUAUUCGGCCACAUGCGCAUCCACAACGACCUGCGGUAG